CAUGGCGGCGCCCUGUGUGUACACAUUCAGGGCGAGUCGUUUCCAGUCUAUAAAACUGUUCUAACGUCCUCUCUGACUCUGUGGACACUUUAUCCUGAGAGCUGAAGACACAGCUGGAGUCAGGAUGUGGACGAAGACAGCCGGAGCGUCCCUGAGGAUGAUGAGUCACCUUCAUCGCUGCUGUGUCCACACAGUGUGGAGGAGGACGGCUGACGGCAGACAGACUCAGCUGCGGCUCUGCAGGCUGCUCUCAUCAUCCGGACCCCCCUGGAGGGUCCUGUUCUUCGGCUCCGACCAGUUCGCUGUGGAGUCCCUCAGACUGCUCUCAUCCAGCAGGAGCUCCAGUGAGGGGGUGGUGGAGUCCCUGGAAGUUGUGACUUUGUCUGGUGACGUCCCAGUGAAGAGGUUCGCUCAGCAGAACCACAUCCCACUCCACAGCUGGCCCCCCGACACUGCUGAGGGACAGUUUGAUGUCGGGGUGGUGGUGUCCUUUGGCUGUUUACUGCACGAGCGUCUGAUUAACAAGUUCCCACACGGGAUUCUGAAUGUCCACCCCAGCCUGCUGCCUCGGUGGCGAGGUCCAGCACCCAUCUUCCACACCAUCCUGCACGGUGACACAGUGACAGGGGUCACCAUCAUCCAGAUCCGCCCUCACAGGUUUGACGUUGGCCCCAUCCUCCACCAGGAGCUCCAUCAGGUCCCUGAAAACUGCACAGCUGAUGUUCUCAGCGCCGUCCUGGCCACUAAAGGAGCACAUCUGCUGAUUGACACACUGAGGACGCUGCCCGACAGAGUGGCUCAUAGAAGAGAGCAAACACAGACUGGUGCAACAUUUGCCCCAAAGUUCAACAGCUCCCUGAGCUGGGUGGUGUGGGAGGAGCAGACCUGUGACCAAAUAGAUCGUCUGUAUCGUGCCAUCGGAUCACGGAUCCCUCUGAAGACCUUAUUUAUGGGCAGGACGAUAAAACUCAUGGAUUUUGUAGGACGAUGUCACAUUUCAUUAUUAGAUGAAAGGAGGAAACCGGUCCCUGGCUCAGUGAGCUAUCAGAGGGAGUCCAAUACUCUGGCUGUCUGUUGUAAGGACGGCUGGGUGGGAUUCAAGGCCGUGCUUCUGAAGAAAAGACUUACAGCAGCCGACUUCUAUAACGGCUACCUGCAUCAGACGGUGCAGAAGAACACACCUUAUCAGAGAGGUGAAGACCUGUUUGUCAGCAGGAAACAAGGAUCUGAACCUCAGCCGACGAGAAAGAACUCAACAUCCUGAUACAACAAUCAUCCUCCUCCUUUAUGUGAACGUUGCGUACAUGACAUCUACUAAUUACAUUUACAGUAGUUCAUGUGUUACUCUGUCUGUUUUAAGACAUCAGUAUGUACAGUACAUUUACUGUAUCCAUGUAUUUAUAAUUCUGCCACUGUACUGUUCAUUUAUUUGCAAUAAAUGAAUGUGUUAAUGAC
Messenger RNA from Epinephelus lanceolatus (giant grouper), 1455 nucleotides. It is a transcript of the gene mtfmt, whose product is annotated as mitochondrial methionyl-tRNA formyltransferase. The record is from RefSeq and is a predicted model, not a curated record. Gene Ontology annotation, molecular function: methionyl-tRNA formyltransferase activity. NCBI's taxonomy places the organism in Eukaryota, Metazoa, Chordata, Actinopteri, Perciformes, Serranidae. Gene Ontology annotation, biological process: biosynthetic process; conversion of methionyl-tRNA to N-formyl-methionyl-tRNA. Gene Ontology annotation, cellular component: mitochondrion.